ACACCAAAAAAAUCAAUAUCGCGAACUUUUGACGGUGGGAUUCUUGGCGGGCACAAUCUUUUCGAGCGCUCGCAUACUACAGUCUCUACUCUUCUCAUCGAUAAUAUUCCAACUGAUCAAGACUCUACCUACUAUCCCCCCAACCAACCCCAAUUUCCUCCCAGUCGCAAGCCCAAUCCCACCAAAACCGCAAUCAUGUCGCGCCCCGAAGACAUACUACCCCCAGACCUCUUCUACAACGACCUCGAAUCCCGCAAAUACACAACCUCGUCACGGAUCCAAAAAAUCCAAUCCUCAAUGACGCACCGCGCCCUCUCGCUCCUCUCGCUGACCUCCCCCUCGCUCAUCCUCGACAUCGGCUGCGGCUCCGGCCUCAGCGGCGAAAUCCUCUCACAGACCCCGGACCAAGGCACGCCAGGCGGUCCGCAUAUAUGGAUGGGCUUCGACAUCAGCAGCUCGAUGCUCGGCGUGGCGCUGGAAAAGGAAGUCGAAGGGGAUCUGUUCCUCGCGGACGCGGGACAGGGGGUUCCGUUCCGCGCGGGGACGUUCGACGCCGCCAUCAGCAUCUCGGCGAUCCAGUGGCUGUGUAAUGCCGAGACGUCUGAGGAAUCGCCCGUGGGCAGGCUUUCGCGGUUCUUCGGCGGGCUGUAUGCUAGUUUGCGGCGUGGCGGGCGGGCUGUGUGUCAGUUUUACCCCAAGAACGAUGAGCAGAAGAAGAUGGUUUCGCAGGCUGCUGUUAAGGCUGGGUUCGGCGCCGGCUUGUUGGAAGAUGAUCCUGGGACGAAGAACGCAAAGACUUAUUUGGUGUUGACGGUUGGUGGAGGGGAGGUGGAUGGGGAUAUUACGGGGGUUGUGAGGGGCAUGGAUGGGGUGGAUGUUAUGGAUGGGAGGAGGAAGGGCCAGCAGAGGAAGAGGGGGGAAGAGGUGAAGGGGAGUCGGGGGUGGAUUUUGAAGAAAAAGGAGCAGAUGGAGAAGAAGGGGAGGGUGGUCAAAGCUACGUCAAAAUAUACGGGCAGGAAGAGAAGGAUUCAGUUCUGAUAUCGUUCCUGUUCCCCCUGUUUUUUUGUUCUUGUGUAGGGUUUCCACUUGCUUUAUUUUCGACAUUGCCCAGGACUUUCUCCGGUCAAUUCUUUACGAUAUCAUGGCGUUACGAGACACAAAGUCC
Messenger RNA from Periconia digitata, 1165 nucleotides. Lineage: Eukaryota; Fungi; Ascomycota; Dothideomycetes; Pleosporales; Periconiaceae. The record is from the annotation of a GenBank genome assembly.